Trichoplax adhaerens is the source of this 810-nucleotide messenger RNA. RefSeq lists its product as uncharacterized. Lineage: Eukaryota; Metazoa; Placozoa; Uniplacotomia; Trichoplacea; Trichoplacidae. The record is from RefSeq and is a predicted model, not a curated record. Gene Ontology annotation, cellular component: mitochondrion. Bases 1 to 810 code for a protein of 269 amino acids. The transcript is spliced from 8 exons.
AUGAAUAAAGUUUUUGGCAAGCAUCGAAUACUCAAUCCAAUAUGGAAGACGGCUCUACUUCCAUGUCAAUCAUUACAGAAGGAUCCAUUGCGACGUAUUUAUUAUCAUCAUCGUGAUUCUAAAGUUAAAGUAGAUCAGAAUCAGCCAUUUCAUCGUCCAUAUUCAUCUGGAUUUGUGGUUAAUCGUUAUCGUCAAUUUCGUGGUGAUGAUAAUUUUCUGACAGAAAAUGAAGCGACAGCUUUUAUCAUGCAAUUACAUAGUAGAGAAAGGGAAAUUCUACUGCGAUCACUUUUGCCGGUUGUGGGUAGGAAGCCAGGAAGCUUAAAAGAUUUAGCCAUUCAACUAACUCAACAGGAAAGAGCUAUUGCUCGACAACAUUAUAUCAAACCUACGGUGCCAAGCCUGAGAAAGUUGCUACUAGUUGCCGCCAAUAGUGGGAUACCCUUUAUAGCCUUCGGUUUUCUUGACAACGUAAUUAUGAUCACUGCUGGAGAAUACAUUGAAUUUAAAGUAGGUGCUGUUUUAACGAUAUCGACUAUGGCAGCUGCUGGUCUAGGCAAUAUGGUAUCAGACGUUGCAGGACUUUGUUUUGUAGGAUAUAUAGAAGGUUUAACAUCGAAAAUGCAAUUAACCAUGGCUCAGCUGUCUGCUGAAGAGAAAAAAUUAUGGCAGACUGUAUUAUUUACUAACUUAGGAAGAACUGUCGGAGUUCUAAUUGGAUGUUUACUUGGAUUAUCUCCGUUACUGUUUUAUUCUCAUCAAAAAGACCACGACACUGUAACCGAGUCGUCACUUGCGACAGAUGACUAG